Molecule: messenger RNA, 3648 nt
Organism: Dicentrarchus labrax (European seabass)
Lineage: Eukaryota; Metazoa; Chordata; Actinopteri; Moronidae
Gene: thbs3a
Product: thrombospondin 3a
Exons: 23
Coding region: 25-3213 (1062 amino acids)
Biological process (GO): cell adhesion
Cellular component (GO): extracellular region
Molecular function (GO): heparin binding; calcium ion binding
Source: RefSeq, a predicted model, not a curated record
CCUCGGUAGAGUCUCGCGCGCUUUAUGCUAAUCAGCUCUGCGCGCGAGCCGUUGGAGGAGGCUGAGCGCGCGCCGGCAGCAGUUUCCAGCUGCGCUCGUGAACCGACCGUCAGUGUGAGCUCCGGUCGGUCCGUCGGUUCCUGCCCGCCCUGCUCGGAUCAGAUCUCCCGGUUCUCCUCCGGACCCAGACUGUCCUCAGCUCCGGAUCCCGGUCCUCAGUCCCGGUUCCCGGUCUUCAGUCCCUGCUGCUGCUGCUCCGGUACCGGUUCAGACCUGCUUCUCCGGACUCUUUCUUCUCUUUUGAAGUUUUGUCUCCGGGUCCGUUGCUCGGGUCCCGGUCCCGUUUUAGACAUGGGUUGGACUGUGGUGGUCCCGGUUCUGCUGUCAAUCAGCUGGGUUGGACUCACGGUGGGAGUCCCGGACGGACCGGACGUUCAAGUGAUUGACGUGUUGAGUCUGCAGGACUCGAAGCAGAGCGUGGCGGCGGUGGAGAAACUGACGGGUGGUCUGAGCGCGCUCAGUGACGUCUACGCAGUGUCGACGUUGCGGCUGCCGCCGAAGUUGGGCGGAGUCUUGCUGGGUCUCUACAGCAAACAGGACAACAGGAAGUACCUGGAGCUCGCCGUCAUGGGGAAGAUCAAUAAAGUGUUGGUCCGUUACGUCCGAGCCGACGGGAAGAUCCACACGGUCAACCUGCAGAACGCCAACCUGGCCGACGGCCGCACCCACUCCAUCAUCCUGAGGCUGGGCGGUCUCCAGCGCGAGCACAUGAACAUGGAGCUCUACGUGGACUGCCGGCUGGCCGACUCCAGCCAGGGCCUGCCGCCGCUGGUCCCGCUGCCCAGAGAGGCCGACAUGGUGGAGAUCAGACACGGACAGAAGGCCUACGCCCGACUGCAGGGUGCAGUGGAGUCCCUCAGACUGGCUCUAGGGGGCAGCGUUGCUAAAGCUGGAGCUCUGACGGACUGUCCGUUCCAGGGAGACUCGUCAGCCUACAACUCAGUGAGCGGGGAUGUCAACUCCAUCCUGGGUGAUCACACCAAAGCUCUGAUUGGUCAACUCAUCAUCUUCAACCAGAUCCUGGGAGAACUACGACAGGACAUCAGAGAGCAGGUGAAGGAGAUGUCUCUGAUCAGGAACACCAUCCUGGAGUGUCAGGUCUGUGGUUUCCAUGAGCCUCGCUCUCGCUGCUCCCCCAACCCCUGCUACAGGGGCGUGUCCUGUAUGGAGAGUCUGCACUACCCCGGAUACACCUGUGGACCCUGUCCACCUGGAACCACCGGCAACGGGACACACUGCCGGGACAUCAACGAGUGUGAGCUGCAGCCAUGUUUCUCUCCUGAAGCCUGUGUGAACACUGUGGGGGGGUUCAGCUGUCAGCCCUGCCCUCCGGGCCUCUGGGGAGCACCGCUGGCUGGAACCGGACUGGACUAUGCCAAGACGCACAGACAGGACUGUGUAGAUAUUGAUGAAUGUUUGGAUCUCCCCGACGCCUGUGUAUCAAACUCUGUGUGCAUCAACACUGUGGGUUCAUAUAAGUGCGGCGGCUGUAAACCCGGUUUCCUCGGCAACCAGACAUCAGGUUGCUACCCCAGGAAGUCGUGUGCUGCGUUGACCUUUAACCCCUGUGACACCAAUGCGCACUGCACCAUGGAGAGGAACGGAGAGGUGGCCUGCAGGUGUAACGUGGGUUGGGCUGGUAAUGGUAACACAUGUGGAACAGACACGGACAUCGACGGGUAUCCUGACCGCUCUCUGCCCUGCAUGGACAACGAUAAACACUGCAAACAGGACAACUGCAUGUUUACACCAAACUCUGGUCAGGAGGACGCCGACAACGACGGGAUCGGAGAUCAGUGCGAUGAGGACGCAGACGGAGACGGCAUCAAAAACGUGGAGGAUAACUGCCGUUUGGUCCCAAACAAAGACCAGCAGAACUCGGACAGCGACUCGUUCGGAGACGCCUGUGACAACUGUCCCAACGUCCCCAACAGCGACCAGAAAGACACCGACAGCAACGGACAGGGAGACGCCUGCGACCAGGAUAUCGACGGGGACGGGAUUCCCAACGUUCUGGAUAACUGUCCGAAGGUACCGAACCCGAUGCAGACCGACAGAGACAGAGACGGAGUGGGAGAUGCCUGUGACAGCUGUCCUGAACUCAGCAAUCCCAUGCAGACCGACGUCGACAAUGACCUUGUGGGAGACGUUUGUGACACCAACCAGGACAUGGACGGAGAUGGUCACCAGGACAGCAGAGACAACUGUCCAGACAUCCCCAACAGCUCGCAGCUGGACUCCGAUAACGACGGCCUCGGUGACGACUGCGACCACGACGACGACAACGACGGCGUCCUCGACGACUAUGACAACUGCCGACUCAUCGUCAACCCCAACCAGAAAGACUCAGACGUGAACGGCGUUGGAGACGUCUGUGAGAACGACUUUGAUAACGAUGCAGUGAUGGAUUUGAUCGACGUGUGUCCGGAGAGCGCUGAGGUCACUCUGACAGACUUCAGAGCCUAUCAGACCGUGAUCCUGGACCCAGAGGGCGACGCCCAGAUCGACCCCAACUGGGUGGUUCUCAACCAGGGUAUGGAGAUAGUCCAGACCAUGAACAGUGAUCCUGGUCUAGCAGUGGGCUACACGGCAUUUAACGGUGUCGACUUUGAGGGGACGUUUCACGUCAACACGAUAACAGACGAUGACUACGCCGGCUUCAUCUUCGGGUACCAGGACUCGUCCAGUUUCUACGUGGUGAUGUGGAAACAGACAGAGCAGACCUAUUGGCAGUCCCUCCCCUUCAGAGCCACGGCCCAGCCCGCCCUGCAGCUCAAGGCGGUGAAGUCUCGGACCGGACCCGGAGAGUUCCUGAGGAACGCUCUGUGGCACACUGGAGACACACCUGGAGAGGCGACGCUGCUCUGGAAGGAUCCUCGAAACGUCGGCUGGAAGGACAGAACCUCGUACCGCUGGCAGCUCAGCCACCGGCCGCAGGUGGGCUACAUCAGGGUGAAGCUGUUUGAGGGGACAGACAUGGUGGCGGACUCCGGUGUUGUGAUCGACACCACGAUGAGAGGUGGCAGGCUCGGUGUCUUCUGUUUCUCCCAGGAAAACAUCAUCUGGUCCAACCUGCGCUACAGAUGCAACGACACAGUCCCGGAAGACUUCCAGUCUCAUCGUAAACAGGUUCUGAUGCACAUUCAGGUCUGAGAGGACGACGAACUUUAGCUGUAGCCUGAGUGUGUGUGUGCAUUUGGGACGAGUGUGUGUUGAAUGAAAGGUGGAGUUCAGGUGUCCCACUCCAGGCUGCAGGCAUUCUUCUGUCGUGUUUCUCCAGACAAACAUGAUCUCUUCAGUUAAUGUUCAUGUUUAUAACAUUGACAUUUAAAAAGACAAAUUCACUGAAGAGUUCAUUUCCAAAAUACUGUACGUCCAUUAAAGGAGCUGAAAGAGGAUCCGGUCUGAUGUUUCACUGUGGAAUAAAACUCUUCAUUUGUCUUUUGAUCAGAACAUUUCAGACUCAGAUAACAGACUGCUGCGAAGCGAUAAGCUAACGGUACAGACAAAUCAAAAGUCCGUUUACAUGUUUCUGUGUAUUUUCAAAUGUACAUAUCUUUCUCCGAAUAAAGGCCCGUUUUCCUAAAA